CGGCGGAGGAGGAAUUGGGAGAAACCGAAAUUGGGAGCAACCGACGGGCCGGGAACAGGUUGGAGACCUUGGAUGGGAGCGGUCCAGCAGAGUGGAUGAAGCCGGCCCGCGCACCAUGUCAUCAUGCGUCUCGAGCCGGCCUGCCGCCCAGGAUGAGCUGGGAAGGAAUGGCGGAGGCGGUGGCGGCGGCGGCGGCAGCCCCAGCCCGAGCCCCAAGCCCUGCGAGGCGCUCCGCGGCCUCUCUUCCCUGAGCAUCAACCUGGCCAUGGAGUCCUUCAUCGUGGUGACGGACUGUGAGCCUGGCCAGGCCCGGCCGGAAGGGCUGUGCGUGGAGCAGAUGGAGCCCGGUGGGGAGGAGAUGAUGCUGCCGCUGCCGCCUGACAGCCAGGAGCCCCCCGGCCCGUCACCGGAACCCCAAGCCAGGCUCCGUCUCUCCAGCCGUAAGCUCUCCCUCCAGGAGAGGUCUCCGUCCGCCCAGUCCCCCGGUGGCAGCGCGGGCGUGAACGGGCGCUCCAUCUACCCAUCUCUGCCAUACUCCCCCGUCAGCUCUCCCCAGUCCUCCCCUCGCCUGCCCCGCAGACCCACGGUGGAGUCUCACCGGGUCUCCAUUACCGGUUUGCAGGACUGUGUGCAGCUUAAUCAAUAUACAUUGAAAGAUGAAAUUGGAAAGGGCUCCUAUGGAGUUGUCAAGUUAGCCUACAAUGAAGAUGACAACACAUACUAUGCAAUGAAAGUACUCUCCAAAAAGAAACUGAUGAGACAAGCAGGUUUCCCACGCCGCCCUCCACCCCGUGGCACCAAAGCACCCGCCGGAGGCUGUGUCCUGCCCAAAGGCCCCAUUGAGCAGGUGUACCAGGAAAUCGCUAUUCUGAAGAAGCUGGACCAUCCCAAUGUGGUGAAGUUGGUGGAGGUCCUGGAUGACCCGAGUGAGGACCAUCUGUACAUGGUGUUUGAGCUGGUGAACCAAGGGCCUGUGAUGGAAGUCCCCACUGUCAAACCCCUGACUGAAGACCAGGCCCGCUUCUACUUCCAGGAUCUGAUCAAAGGCAUUGAGUACCUUCAUUACCAAAAGAUCAUCCACCGGGACAUCAAGCCUUCCAACCUCUUGGUGGGAGAGGACGGCCACGUGAAAAUCGCCGACUUCGGUGUGAGCAACGAGUUCAAGGGUGCAGACGCCUUCCUCACCAACACCGUGGGCACCCCCGCCUUCAUGGCCCCGGAGACGCUCUCGGAAACCCGGAAAAUCUUCUCUGGGAAGGCUCUGGAUGUCUGGGCAAUGGGAGUGACGCUGUACUGCUUUGUCUUCGGCCAGUGUCCCUUCAUGGAUGAGCGGAUCUUAUGUUUACACAGUAAAAUCAAGAGCCAAACCUUGGAGUUUCCAGACCAGCCGGACAUUGCUGAGGAUUUAAAGGACCUCAUCACUCGAAUGCUGGAUAAGAACCCCGAGUCCCGGAUCCUCGUUCCUGAAAUCAAGCUGCACCCCUGGGUCACCAAGCACGGAGCAGAGCCGCUGCCGACGGAGGAUGAGAACUGUACCCUGGUGGAGGUGACCGAAGAGGAGGUGGAGAACUCGGUUAAACACAUCCCCAGUCUGGCGACCGUGAUCCUGGUGAAGACGAUGAUCCGCAAACGCUCCUUUGGGAAUCCGUUUGAGGGCAGUCGGCGGGAAGAGCGCUCACUGUCUGCCCCCGUAAACCUACUCCUAAGCAAACAAACAGGGGAAUGUUUUCGGGAGCCCAAGCAGGAAGCAAGGCAGCGAAGAAAACCUCAAGAGCACCGACCUGCCAAACGUGGGGGAGGAGGAGGAGGAGGUACGUUCGUGAAAUCGAGCGGCCGAGAAGUGGCGCGACUGACUCCGGGCCACGGCUCCUCGAUGAACAUGUGUCCGCUGCAGCCAGGGGAAGCGAUGGAGCUGGAAUAACCUCAUACCUGCAUGCCGUGGUCCUGCCAACCUCCCUUUGGCAUGGUGGUGCUGCCUGCAGCGUUUCCAUAGCAGCAUGCCCUACGGAAGCUGACCACCACCUGUGUAAAGCGUUGACCAUCAUCUGUGGGGUGGGGUGGUUGUGGGGUUUUCUUUUUUUUUCCUUUUUUUGGGGGGGUUUUCUUUUUUAGAGAGGAAAAAAAGAGCUGGUUCAAUCCCUGCCAAUUUGCCAUUGUGAAGACUGGCUAGUGGGAUGGUCAGGACCAAGUUGUUGUAAACCAGAAUCAAAUGCAACUGGAGGAGUUCAGUGGAAAACCGGUUCUCAUGCCAAAUACUUCACCACGAGUGUAGACUUGUCAAACGUCCGAAGUGGGUGUGCGUCGUGACUUUUUUUUUUUCCCCCUCCCUCCAAGUUGGUAUAGGAACUCAAGCUUCAGGGCAUGAGAAAUGUCACUGCUUCCAGGUCUUGAGUAUAAUUAUUCUUUGGAGAUGACUCCUUAUGCAAAACCGUAUGGUUUCGCACCCCACGAUCAGAGCUUGUUGGUCUUCAUAAGCAGAGGCUUACUGAUGGGAGUCAGCUGCAUCUGCAGGUAGCUCCAGGCUCAUUUAGUCAUUAGAGACUUUUUUUCUUCCCUUACCAGUGGUAAGACUUUUUAGCGUUUGCACAUUGGGCGGUCGUAGUUAGACAAAGGAAACUUCUGUAAGGGCUCAAAGUUCAGUUUUGAAUUCUUAGCAAGACGGGGGUGACAGAAGGGCUCUCGUCAGCUGGGAAUGGAGAAAAGUUGCUAGAAAAACUGAACUUGUUUCUUUAGAUUUUUUCAAAGGCAGCACUAAUGAAAGUGCAUUUCUGAAGUAGUUUACUUGCACUUGAUUGUUAAAAUGUAAAAAAAAAAAAAAUCAGGGUGAAAUCCUGCACUUCCAUGUACAUUACAUGGCUUUAGAUUUUACAAAAAUGGUCUUUUUUAAUGAUCUGACUAAAGUUUAAAGAUCGAAAAAAAAUUAGAAAUCUGAUGACUUUUCAAGAAGUGUUUCAUGGCUUCAAAUGCAUGGUUGAAACUUUGGAGGCAAUGAAGUUGAUUCCUGCUCUUUAGCAUCAUCACUUACUCGUACCUUGUGUAUUCAAGAGGCUGCUAAGUUUUUUAUUUUAAUCGUAUACUUGCUAGCUGAAGUCAGUGGAAUAUCUGCCUAGUUUCUGGAAGGCUGCUUAGGGAGAGCUUUCUCCCUCAGCCAUGAUGCAGUUUUUAAAGCUCCACUGUAAAUCCUAAAUGGAAAUCUAGGGAAUAACUCUAGGGCUCUUUUUAGAGAAGACUUUCCAGACUGACUACUUUGAGGAUUCCAGAUGUCCUUAUAAACAGAUCUGAUCCAUGACCCUGAGAAGGGCUUUCUCUUGAGGAAGAAACAGGGAAAGAGCAAUCUUCUUUAUCAGCAACUGACCACCAACCUUUUCUCCAAAUCAGUUUGAACUUGUUUCAUUUGGAUCAAAGCUAGCUAGACAUUUGAGCCAUAUUCUUGUGCAACAUGCUCUGGGAGGGAAAGUGGGAAGCUCCUGAUGAAUCUAGAGCCUCCUAUUUUUUGGCUUCAGAGCACUAUUUCCCAGUGGCAGGGUGGAGAAGAGGUCCAGGAACAUAAUUUGGGUGCCUGUCCUUUCUGGAAUAAUUGCACCUGUUAAAAAAGCCUCUGGGUCAUGUACUCUCCUGCUCUGUCCACGAUUUUGACUUAAAGCUGCAGGCUCAGGUGUGGGUUUUCACUGCCUCUGUGUGAAAAAUGCCCAAGAGGGGAAUGUGGGACGAGGGAGCUGAGGGCAAAAGCAGGCUUGUUGCCUCUUCUGACCCUCGUCCUCUUUCUCUGCAUGCCUCCAAAAAGAAAUAAAACCUUUCAAAUUCUUCCUUCCUCCAUUUUUUUUUUUUCAACAAGUGAAAGCUUCACCAGAGAGCUGCUCGUUAGGCAGAUAACUAGGGUAGGGCUAGUUGGCAAUAAGCACCUCUUAAUGGUUAAAGUCAAUCUUUAGUAUUAAGUACAGCCCGCCCACGUGAUCUGCUCGAGGCGGCUGAGCUGCAUGUAGAUCUUCUGCCAAUCCCCCCUGUGUUUACACUACUUUUCGGGGUGAUGCUGUUCGCAGUAGUCCGGGCUACAUUUACACAAUGUCAGUAAGGACAGCGCCCGUUGGGGCAAAAGCCAGUUGGUGUUUCAGCAUCCGAUAUCCGGGCCGCAGGUCGGUCCCAGAUGAGGGGCCCUUUCCACACUCCUAAAAGCAACACCAAAGGGGGCUUGCUGCACCAGCAUAGAAAAACGAUUUUUAUGUUACUGAAACGAUGGGCGGAAAGUGCUUCAGCAACACAGAAUAGCAGGAACGUCCUCUAGCACAAAAACUUUUAAAAUCCAGGCUUGUACUGAACUAGAGAGGGGGGCUUUUUUUGUUCGAAAGCACAAAGGCGGUUUCGUCGAGGGUACUGAAUGCUUACUAUGUUCAGAGCACCAGAGCAACUAAGGAGCUCCUCCAACUAACACACA
Messenger RNA from Tachyglossus aculeatus (Australian echidna), 4432 nucleotides. RefSeq names its product calcium/calmodulin dependent protein kinase kinase 2 (gene CAMKK2). NCBI's taxonomy places the organism in Eukaryota, Metazoa, Chordata, Mammalia, Monotremata, Tachyglossidae. Bases 116 to 1921 code for a protein of 601 amino acids. The transcript has 17 exons. The record is from RefSeq and is a predicted model, not a curated record. Gene Ontology annotation, molecular function: ATP binding; protein kinase activity. Gene Ontology annotation, biological process: protein phosphorylation; activation of protein kinase activity; CAMKK-AMPK signaling cascade.